CCCUUCCACACUAGUCAUUCGUUUCUCUCUCUCGUCUCAUUAUGUCAAUUUCAAACGACUACUGCGAAAAAGGAAAGUUCCAAUUUUUCAUUUUGAGGCAAACCCGAAUUUUGGAUGCUAACCGAUUAAUCGAAGAUUGGUUCCUCUGAAGAAUUGCAUGCAUUUGGAAUAGGUUUUUCGAGAUCAAGAUGCUGAUAAACCAGGACUCUGGAGGAUCACAAAGAAAGGAUAUAAUUAGUGAAUUACCUGAACCCCUUAUUCAUCACAUUCUCAGUUUUCUUCCAACCCAAUGCGUCGUUUCUACAAGUGUUUUAUCUAAAAGAUGGAGGUACAUUUGGACCUCAGUGCCUGUUAUUGAUCUUUGUGAUGUGGAAUUUCCAUCAAUUGCUAAAUUACUCGACGCAAAUGAGGAGCAUGAAAGAGUUGAAAAUUUAUAUUCAUUGUAGUUUCAGAGGCUUAUGAAUUUUGUUGACAAAAAGCUUUCUCUUCACCAUGAGACACGGGAUAUAAAGAAAUUUAUUCUUGACAAUCUUGAUGUGCAAAGGUUUCAGGUCGAAGAAUGGGUAUCUGAUUUGUUUACGAGGCAAAGUCUUGAAGAGUUUGUUUUCUAUGCAGAAAGUUCGCCUGAAGGUUUUUUUCCUUCAAGGGGAACAUAUGCAUCACUGACUAUAUUGGAGUUAGGUACAUGGGAUCCAGUUUAUCUUCCUGAUGCAAUAAAUUUUCCAAAUCUCAAGAUUUGUCGGCUUAGGAGUGCCACACUGUAUAUGCAUUCUGAAGAUCUGACUCAGCAAUUCUUUUCUAACCUCCCCGUUCUCGAAGAAUUGGAGUUGAGAGACUGUGACUGGAACAUAUCUGAAUUAUUAAUUUCAGCUCCUGCUUUGAAAUAUCUGUUCAUUACUGGUCCUAGUGAAGCUGCGUUUUCUCGUGGUCCCAUUCCAAAAUUUAAGAUUAACAUUUUCGCACCAAAUCUACUGUCCCUCAGGUACACCGACUUUGCAGCCGAGGAUUAUAUUUUGCAUCGCUUUGAAACACUCGUUAAUGCGGUAAUUGACUGUAAGCGUUUAUAUAGAUCUCUGCCACAAGAGAAAGAUCCAAUUUCAACUAAGUUUAUUAAAAAGCUUUCUAAUGUAAAACGUUCGAAGAUAUCUGGUGGGACUUUUGAGGAACUUUUAUUUCCAGACGAUCUCUUUAUAAAUUGGCCCAUGUUCCAUAACUUGGUUUAUUUGGAAGUGGCUUCAAAGAUCUCAUUUUCUGAGGAUAAAACAUUGUUGAACUUCCUCAGAAUCUCACCUAACCUAGCAACAAUUAUUAUUGCUCAAGGCUUUGUGGAACACCUAUCGAGCACUGAUGGUGGUUGGACGCUAGAUAUGGUGCCUCAGUGUAUGUUGUUGCACCUCAAGGCAGUCAAUUUUUUUGAAUUUUAUGGGUGCUUGGAAGACCUCAAUGUUGUACAGAUAUUUUUGAAGUAUGCAAGAGUUCUAGAGAGGAUGAUUAUCAAGUUUGAUUCAAAUUUACCGACAGAUGAGCAGAACGAAGUAAUGAAGAAGUUGCUUAAAUUUCCAAGAGGCUCCACUAGUUGCAUCAUUGAGGUCUUAUAACAUGCCAGCUUUAAUAUGAUUAAACUCCCGCUGGUUUUGUGCCACUAUAUGCUUUAGCAACCUAGCAAGUUUUUGUUAUGUACCAAUCACAUUGAAGUUUUUGAUAUUUUGGUUUUACAACUUUAAGUUGUGUAAGUACUUGGUUGGCAGUUUAUAUAUCCGCUUUUUUGUGCCGUCUUUUACCAUAGACAGGCGCCACCGGUCAGACUUACUAAAAUUGUAUCUGUUGUCAGUACUGCA
Molecule: messenger RNA, 1838 nt
Organism: Papaver somniferum (opium poppy)
Lineage: Eukaryota; Viridiplantae; Streptophyta; Magnoliopsida; Ranunculales; Papaveraceae
Product: F-box protein At3g59000-like
Exons: 5
Coding region: 459-1598 (379 amino acids)
Source: RefSeq, a predicted model, not a curated record